AUGCUGUCGCCUCAACUGCUUCAGCCAGUUCGACAACGACUCGAGCCUCAGCUGGUAGGCUUUCUGCUCAAAAGCAUUCUCGCCUCCCUACCUCACUCUGGUCGUCGCCAUUCCGACCUCGACCUCGACCUCCGGAUGUCCAGUUAUCCCUCGCGCCAACCAUACACGAACAUUCAUCAACUCGUCUCUCCCGCAGUCAGUCUCUUCGGCCUCUCCGGUUGGACAAUAGAAUCCCCAUCCUGA
Messenger RNA from Protopolystoma xenopodis, 243 nucleotides. Lineage: Eukaryota; Metazoa; Platyhelminthes; Monogenea; Polystomatidea; Polystomatidae. The record is from the annotation of a GenBank genome assembly.